AUGGGUGAGGGUGCUGCGAGGGCUUACGACGACAUUGGUCACAUAAUGGAGAAGAUGAGGUGGGGUGGUGACUGUUUACAGCCGCAAACUCAUCACCACAGCAGCGUUGACACCAUCGUGCUUGAAAGGAGAGUGGCGGAUUUGCUUGUUAUCACUGAAAAACCAGGCAGCGGCAGGGUUGUAGUAAUGUUCUGCAUGGAAAAUACCUGGGACCCCUUCUUUGUCAUGUUGCCCUACUCAAGCCGACUGGUUCGGAAACCGUCUUGGGUGGAGGUUGUGUUGAGGUGUUGUUUACUGGGUCGGGCCCCUUGUCAUGUUCUUCCAGGCACGAAUAGAAUGGUGAUAGCAAGCACGUUCAACGUGUGGAACGUGUUCGCGGUAGGCUUACUAGAGUGUCUCUGGAGACUCGAGAGUUCUUGCGACACAAGUGUCACGAACCUCACUACGCCUGUCUUCCCGACGUUUCCACCUACAGCUGCAAGUUCACUUAACCCAUAUGUCUCAUUCACAUGUCUUUGCGCCCUACUAAGUCUCAUCAGUAGCACUCCAUCCCUCCCGACUUCCUCGCCCCCUAGCCUGCUCCAGAUCAACCAAAGGACCAUCAGCAUCAUCAGUCAGUGCCGCCGACGGGAGCAGCAGAACCCUGCACUGGACAAUCACGCUUCUUCACAAGGUGAAGGAGUGAUGUGCUCUGAUUUGGCGUUGGCGUACCCUCGGGCGCUGUACCUAUUACCUACGUAA
Molecule: messenger RNA, 741 nt
Organism: Laccaria bicolor S238N-H82
Lineage: Eukaryota; Fungi; Basidiomycota; Agaricomycetes; Agaricales; Hydnangiaceae
Exons: 9
Coding region: 1-741 (246 amino acids)
Source: RefSeq, a predicted model, not a curated record